GCCGAGUCAACAUGUCGGGAAGCGUUGCUGAAAGAGUUUUGUCUUAUCUAAGCAGAGCAUUACAAUUUCUACAACCGAAUAAGACGAACUGUGUGAACAUACGACGACCAUUCACUGCCAAACUGCAAGGUGAAGGUCAGAUCAGACCACUAGAUGGCGUUAAAGUCUUAGAUCUGACGAGGGUUCUUGCUGGACCUUUUGCUACUAUGAUAUUAGGAGAUUUGGGAGCUGAGGUGAUUAAAGUUGAGCGACCAGGCUCAGGAGACGAGACAAGAGCUUGGGGCCCUCCGUUUGUGGGUGAAGAGAGUGCUUAUUUCCUGAGUGUGAACAGGAACAAAAAGGGAUUUUCAGGACGAGCCUCUCUAGUCGAUUGACAUCAUUCUUCCUGGUCUUCUGUGGUUUUGCUGACCGUUUUGGUUUCUUUAAAUCUGUGGAUAUCAUUAUUUUUAUUUAUUAAAGAUGACUUCAUAUAUUCAUCCUCCAGAGAAUUCCC
Messenger RNA from Sinocyclocheilus rhinocerous, 493 nucleotides. RefSeq names its product succinate--hydroxymethylglutarate CoA-transferase-like. Lineage: Eukaryota; Metazoa; Chordata; Actinopteri; Cypriniformes; Cyprinidae. The transcript is spliced from 5 exons. Gene Ontology annotation, molecular function: succinate-hydroxymethylglutarate CoA-transferase activity. Bases 12 to 374 code for a protein of 120 amino acids. The record is from RefSeq and is a predicted model, not a curated record. Gene Ontology annotation, cellular component: mitochondrion.